AUGUCUUUUCCAUUAGUCUGUUUGGGUAACCCUCUUCUCGAUCUUCAAGUCGAUGUCGAUGCUGAAUACCUUAAGAAGUACGAUCUUAAGGAAAACGAUGCCAUUCUCGCUGAAGAAAAGCAUCUUCCAAUCUACGAAGAGAUCAUCGCCAAGGAAGGUCUUAUCGAAGUUGCUGGUGGUGCUGCUCAAAACACUGCCAGAGGUGCUCAAUACCUCUUGCCAGAAAACUCUGUUGUUUACUUUGGAUCUGUUGGUAAGGAUGUUUACGCCGACAAGUUGAACGAAGCUAACAAGAAGUACGGUUUGACCACCAAGUACCAAGUCCAAGAAGACAUUGCCACCGGUAAGUGUGCUGCUUUGAUUAACGGUGUCCACAGAUCUCUUGUCACCGACCUUGCUGCCGCCAACCACUUCAAGGUUGACCACUUGGAAAUUCCAGAAAACUGGGCCAUUGUUGAAGCUGCCAAGUUCUACUACAUUGGUGGUUUCCACUUGACUGUUUCUCCACCAGCUAUCUUGAAGCUCGGUAAGCAUGCUGCUGAAUCCAACAAGGUUUUCGCCUUGAACUUGUCUGCUCCAUUCAUUCCUCAAUUCUUCAAGGACCCAUUGGACCAAGCCGUUCCAUACAUUGACUUCCUUAUUGCCAAUGAAUCCGAAGCUGCUUCUUAUGCUGAAUCCCACGGUUUGGAAACCACUGAUGUUGCCACCAUUGCCAAGCACAUUGCUCAACUUCCAAAGGAAAACACCAACAGACCAAGAGUUGUUGUUUUCACUCAAGGUCUUGAACCAACUAUCGUUGUCUCUUACGACUUCAACACCAAGGCUCUUGAAUCUAACGAAUACCCAGUUAGAGAAUUGGCCAAGGAAAAGGUUACUGACACCAACGGUGCCGGUGAUGCUUUCGCUUCCGGUUUCAUGGCUGGUCUUGUCGAAGGCAAGACCGUUGCUCAAUCCGUUGACAUUGGUCAAUGGUCUGCUGCUUUGUCCAUCCAAGAAGUUGGUCCAUCCUUCCCAUUCCCUAAGCAAUCCUACGCUUAA
Messenger RNA from [Candida] anglica, 1038 nucleotides. The record is from the annotation of a GenBank genome assembly. Lineage: Eukaryota; Fungi; Ascomycota; Pichiomycetes; Serinales; Debaryomycetaceae.